This is a messenger RNA of Athalia rosae (coleseed sawfly), 2308 nucleotides long. It is a transcript of the gene Trap1, whose product is annotated as heat shock protein 75 kDa, mitochondrial. Gene Ontology annotation, biological process: protein folding. Gene Ontology annotation, molecular function: ATP binding; protein kinase binding; ATP-dependent protein folding chaperone. Gene Ontology annotation, cellular component: mitochondrial inner membrane. Bases 8 to 2140 code for a protein of 710 amino acids. The transcript has 13 exons. The record is from RefSeq and is a predicted model, not a curated record. Lineage: Eukaryota; Metazoa; Arthropoda; Insecta; Hymenoptera; Athaliidae.
UGUAUCGAUGUUCAUAGUUGCAAAAAUGGCAGCCGCCUUGAGAGUAUCGUGUGGAAUUCAACGUGCAAUUAAAUUUGGAAGAUUCUUGACAAGACCGUCAAGUUUCAGACCAAAAAAUGUUACAAACCCAAACAGAUACAGAGAACCGUCCGCGUUCUCACAAAAUGCUCACAUCCGAUAUCUUUCGUCACAUGCCGCUACUGCGGAGAGCUCGCCGGAUCCGGAGCAUCACAGCAUCAUAAAAGACACAGAAAAAGCUACAGGUCAAAGUGAGAGGCAUGAAUUUCAAACUGAGACCCGACAGUUGCUCGAUAUAGUGGCUAAAUCCCUCUACUCUGACAAAGAGGUUUUCAUCCGUGAAUUAAUAUCCAACGCCAGUGAUGCACUUGAAAAACUACGGUACCUAGGUUUGAGUGACUCAGCUAAUGUACCAGCUGCUGCGAGCCAAAACCUUGAGAUUCACAUUGCCACUGACAAACAAAACCGCAUACUCACCAUCCAGGACACCGGAGUUGGCAUGACUCGUGAAGAACUUACCUCAAAUCUUGGUACCAUCGCUAGAUCUGGUUCAAAGGCCUUUCUUGAACAAGUGAAAAAUAAACAAGGAUCUCCAGGUGAUCCAUCAGCGAUUAUCGGACAAUUCGGGGUCGGAUUUUACAGCGCGUUCAUGGUUGCUGACAAAGUCGAAGUGUUUACAAAAUCUUAUCAAAACGAUUCCGAAGGUCUUCAUUGGGUAUCCGAUGGGUCGGGGACCUACGAAAUUUCUGCCGCUGAGGGUGUUCAGUCAGGCACAAAAAUAGUUCUUCAUUUACGUACCGAUUGUCGUGAAUUUAGCGAUGACGCAACUAUUAACAACGUCAUCAAAAAGUACAGUAAUUUCGUCGGCAGCCCAAUCUUCGUCAAUGGGAAACGAGCCAAUGUCAUCCAGCCUCUAUGGAUGUUAGAGCCGAAAGACGUUAAGCCCGAGGACCAUGUACAAUUCUAUAGAUUUGUGGGCAACAGUUUUGACGAGCCGAGAUUCACUCUGCACUAUUCCACCGAUGUGCCGCUCAGCAUCAGAGCCCUUCUAUAUUUCCCGGAAGGAAAACCUGGGCUUUUUGAAAUGAGCAGAGACACGGACAUUGGCGUUUCUCUUUACAGUCGUAAAAUUCUGAUCAAGAGCCGGGCAGAUAAUAUUCUACCAAAAUGGUUGCGCUUUGUAAAAGGUGUCGUUGAUUCUGAGGACAUUCCAUUAAACUUGAGUCGUGAACUCUUGCAGAACAGCGCUCUGAUCGGAAAACUGCGAAAUGUUCUCACAUCACGAAUUCUACGAUUCCUUUAUGACCGGUCUACUAAACAGCCCGAGGAUUAUGCAAAAUUCUAUAAAGAUUAUGGCCUAUUCUUAAAGGAGGGUAUCGUUACCAGUCACGAUCAGCAAGAAAAGGAGGAAAUUUCAAAAUUAUUGAGAUUUGAGUCGUCGACUUCAAAAUCCGGAGAAUUGGUGAGCAUUCCUCAAUAUUUGUCUCGUCUAGCAGAAGGGCAACGAGAUGUGUAUUACCUAGCAGCCCCUAGCCGUACUUUGGCUGAACAGUCACCGUACUAUGAAGCACUAAAAAAACGCAACGUCGAGGUGCUGUUUUGCUAUGAACCAUAUGACGAGCUGGUUCUGAUGCAGCUUGGACAAUUCAAUUCGCAUCCCCUGACUUCUGUCGAAAAGGAAAUGCGGCAUAAUAAGGAUGACGAAAGUCAACCUGAAUUUGGUGGCUUGGAAAAGUCAGAAGCAGAUCGGCUAGUUAACUACAUCGAAAAGGCAUUGAAAGGUAAAGCUUUCAGUGUUAAAGUGACCAAUCGUCUGGAAUCACAUCCGUGUGUGGUCACCGUCGAAGAUAUGGCUGCAGCCAGACACUUUAUUCGUACUCAAAGCCAUCAGCUCAACAGCGAGUCGAGAUUCACCCUUCUCCAGCCUCGGCUAGAGAUCAAUCCCAAACAUCCCAUUAUCAAGAAACUAGCACAACUAACCAAUUCUGAUCAAAAAUUAGCAGAUCUGGUCACAGAACAGUUAUUCGCCAACGCCAUGGUUGGAGCUGGAUUGAUAGAGGAUCCACGAACUUUAUUGAGCUCAAUGAACGAGCUCUUGACGCUGGCCUUAGAAAAACACUAGGAUUACCAGCUGAUACAUAAAAUAAAUUAUUUUAAAUCUUCUGAUGAAAAGAAAAACUUGAAGACACAUUUCAAAGUUACUACCUAGCAGGUUCAGAUCAAACCGCAACAAUAAACAUUGUAUAUAAAACCGUGACUCGUUACAAUAAAGCAUUGGUUUUUUUUUUUU